AUGGUGCCCACGAGUGGCGUGCCAGGAGGCUUCCUCACCCUGGAGGGUUUGGUCUGCUGGGAGAAACUGGGAGAGGGCACCCAAAACUAUUUUCGGAGACUCCUCUGGGCUUCAACCCAGCUCCCAACCCCAAGAGGGGGCAGCCAGGGAGGCCAUGAACUUGAGGGGCUGGGGGGGUUUGCAAGGAGCAGGGCAGUGUUGACAUGGGGGUCAUGGCUGCUUUGCCCCCGCUCCCCUUCUCGCCAGCUGCACGCCGAGUACUGCCGGGAGAAGGACGCCUACCUGCCCCACCGCCUGGUGCAGGCAUGGGAGCUGGCGCAGUUCAUCCGACACACCUCGAAGGCGGCCGAUGUGGUGCUGCUGGGAGGGGACCUGAACAUGCACCCCGAAGACGUGGGCAUCCGGCUGCUGCGCGGCUGGACGGGGCUGCGAGACGCCUUUGCCGAGGCCGCGCACUUUGAGGGCUGUGAGGAUGGCUGCACCCUCAUCCCCAACAACUGCUUCACCGUCAAGUCAGAGCUGCUGCCCUUCCCGCUGGGCAUCCGCAUCGACUACAUCCUCUACAAGGCUGUUUCCAGCUUCACGGUGAAGUGCGAAGAGCUGAAGACCACCACGGGGCCAGCCCCGGGCAUGGACAUCCCCUUCUCAGACCACGAAGCCGUGAUGGCAACGCUGCACAUCCAGAGGCAGGGACGGUCUGCGGGUGCCACCCUGGGCACAGCUGAGCCGACGCUGGUGGACGUGGUGACGGAGGCACGGACGGAGGUGGGCGUGGGGCUGCGGGCAGCGCGGCAGCAGCGUUACUCCACGGGCAGGAUGGCCGUGCUGGCCCUGCUGCUGCUGCUGCUGCAGGCCCUGGCUGUGCUGGGCGCGCUGGCAGGGCUGGCUGCCGGGCAGCCCUUCCCCAAGCUCUCCUUCUCCCUGCUGGCCUUCCUCGCCAUCGGCGUCCUCCUCCUCGCCACCGGCCUCCACCUCUUCCACACCAUGGAGGUGAAGAUGCUGCAGGGCACCGAGGAGCAGAUGCGGAUGGCGCUGCGGGCGCUGCAGGAGCGUCCCAGCGACGGCUGAGCCGGGGCUGUGGGUGUCCCACGAUGUCCCCCCCCAGUCCCAUCCCGGCACCUUUUGAUCCCAUUUUCUAGUUGACUUCUAGUUUUAGGCCAGCAGCGCUGGUUCAACAGCCACCUCUCUGGGUGAAAUUUUUUUGAGGUACAUUCGUCGCGUUGGCCCCUAUGGGAACCACAACAGAGGCGGGUUUUAAUUGCUGUUUUUUUAAUACACCUUUUCUACCUGGAGGGACCCACCAGUGUGGCCAGGAGGCUCGAGAGGCUCAGCCCUCCCUUGCCUGGGGCGGCCUCGGGGGCUGCUGGUGAAAGCUGGCGACUGCUCCGGCAACCAGAUUUAACUUGGAUAGAAAAUAAAAGCAGUAUUUUAUCCCUUGG
Athene cunicularia (burrowing owl) is the source of this 1439-nucleotide messenger RNA. It is a transcript of the gene SMPD2, whose product is annotated as sphingomyelin phosphodiesterase 2. The record is from RefSeq and is a predicted model, not a curated record. The coding region runs from base 1 to 1068 and encodes 355 amino acids. Lineage: Eukaryota; Metazoa; Chordata; Aves; Strigiformes; Strigidae. Gene Ontology annotation, molecular function: catalytic activity. The transcript has 7 exons.